Molecule: messenger RNA, 4483 nt
Organism: Danio aesculapii
Lineage: Eukaryota; Metazoa; Chordata; Actinopteri; Cypriniformes; Danionidae
Gene: atp7b
Product: ATPase copper transporting beta
Exons: 21
Coding region: 290-4387 (1365 amino acids)
Biological process (GO): copper ion homeostasis; monoatomic cation transport
Cellular component (GO): membrane
Molecular function (GO): P-type divalent copper transporter activity; ATP binding; copper ion binding
Source: RefSeq, a predicted model, not a curated record
AGAACUGAUUUACAACUUUUAUUUGUGUUAGUUUUGCACUCGGUGACAUAAUUCAGUUUAAUCAUUGACAGAAAAAGUUUGCCCGGCGGUGACGUGUGCAAAAAUCCACCGGGGCAGAUGAUCGUGAAGACACGCGGAGCGCAAAACCUGCGGGGAUUUAAACGCGCGCGCACCGUCACGCCACAGGACGGUACAGACAUGACACACACCUGAGCCUUCUGCUUUGCAGUUGUUUGUUAAGGAAGGGUAAUCUAAACUCCGGUCUUAGGUCUACUGGGACACCGGCACAAUGAAUAAACUCAGUCCUUUCAGUAAUCUUGCCAAGUUUAUCUCCAAGUCGCCUGAUAAUGGGCCAGUCGGCGGAGAGCAGCUCUGCAUGGAGGACUGCAAACCUCUGUGCCGCUGCGACCCGGAGCUCUGCGUUUGCUCUUUACCACAGAAUAGUAAAGAUGGACCCACGGAAUAUAAGGAGAAUGGAAAUCAACAGGAGGGCCGGAUCCCUGAAAAACAUGCUUUUGAUAAUUUUGGUUAUGAACCAGAUGGGCUGAAGCACAACUUAGUCCACCAGUUGCCAGCUGAGGAGGGCGAGGUGAAGAUCCGGGUGGAGGGAAUGACCUGUCAAUCAUGUGUCCGGUCUAUUGAAGAACGAAUGGGACAUCUUGAAGGUGUCAUUGGUGUCCAGGUGUCUUUGAGCGAUAAAGAAGCCAUUUUGAGGUUUAACCCUGCAAAGGUAACACCAGAGGAUUUGAGAAAGCAUAUUGAAGAAAUGGGGUUUGAUGCUUCACUUCUGGCCUUGCAAGGUCAUAUACAGCCUUUGCCUUUGACUGAUUGGUCUGAGGUGACGUUAGGAGUUGAAGGGAUGCAUUGUGGGUCAUGUGUGAAGAACAUAACUGAGACCUUGUCGGGAAUGUUGGGUGUCAACUCUGUAUUCGUCUCAUUGGAAAAAGGAAGUGUGGACCUUAGGUUUGACCCAUCUCUGCUAACCCUAGAGACGGUUAAAGGGUUCCUAGAAGAGAUUCCGCCUGGGAAUUUUAGGGUUUCCAUUCCAGGUUGGAGCUCAAGAUUGAAUUCCGCCAGUACUCCAACCCAGAGCAUCAUCAUUGGAAUAGAAGGAAUGACAUGCAGCUCUUGUGUUCAAGCCAUUGAGGGGAUGAUGUCCCAGAGAGCUGGGGUACGCUCCAUAAAAGUUUACUUACAGGAAAAGAAGGGAAUUGUAACAUUUGACUCCACUGUGACCUGUCCGGAAGAACUGCGUGCAGAGAUUGAAGACAUGGGUUUUGAAGCGUGGCUAAAUCAAGAUUCAGAAAUUCGUGAUGUUUCAUCGGUCAGUCAGGUGCCAAGUGGUCUGAAACACCUGCCCUCACUAAGACACACAUCCAAACCUUCACCAAGCACAAUCACCAAAGAAAACGCUGACGGUACAGUGGAAAGAGAGUUGCGGAAAUGUUUCGUUCAUGUGACAGGGAUGACUUGCGCAUCCUGUGUGUCCAACAUUGAAAGAAACCUGGUGAAACAUGAAGGUAUUAAAUCUGUGUUAGUUGCCCUGAUGGCUGGUAAGGCAGAGGUGAAGUAUGAUCCAGGCCUUCUGGACCCAGCACAGAUCGUCCAGCUUAUCUCUCGCUUGGGGUUUGGUGCUUCAGUGAUGGAAGAGAAUUCAGUCCAGGGCGGUGUGCUGGAUCUCUCUGUCACCGGUAUGACGUGUGCAUCUUGUGUCCAUAACAUCGAGAGCAAACUCUUGAGGACAAAGGGAAUCCUGGAAGCAUCCGUCGCGCUGGCCACAAACAAAGCCCAUGUGAAGUUUGACUCGGAUUUGGUAGGCUCUCGAGACAUCGUCCGAAUAAUUGAGGAUUUGGGUUUUGGUGUGUCUCUAUUAAAAAACGAGGGAUUGAACAACACGCUGGACCACCAAGAGGAAAUUCGCCAAUGGAAGCAUUCGUUUCUGUUCAGCCUUGUGUUUGGGAUCCCAGUGAUGGGUCUGAUGAUCUACAUGAUGGUGAUGGACAGUCAGCACAAGGAACAUGGUGGCUCCAUGCCUGUAGAUCAGAACAUCCUCCCUGGUCUCUCCAUCAUUAACCUGGCCUUUUUCCUGCUCUGCACACCUGUUCAGUUUCUAGGUGGUCGUUACUUCUACAUACAAGCGUACCGGUCACUCAGACAUGGUGUAGCCAACAUGGACGUGCUCAUCGUUUUGGCCACCACCAUUGCAUAUGUGUAUUCAUUCACAGUGCUGAUCGUAGCCAUGAUUGAAGGAGCCAAACAGAGUCCUCUGACGUUUUUUGAUACGCCGCCAAUGCUUUUUGUGUUCAUUGCUCUUGGACGCUGGUUGGAGCACAUUGCUAAGAGUAAGACUUCAGAGGCUCUGGCUAAACUCAUGUCUCUUCAGGCAACAGACGCCACUAUAGUGUCCCUGGGUCCCGACAACACCAUCAUCAGAGAGGAGCAGGUGUGUGUGGAUCUGGUGCAGAGGGGUGACGUGGUGAAGGUGGCACCCGGGGGAAAGUUCCCUGUCGACGGGAAGGUCAUUGAGGGCACGUCUAUGGCAGAUGAGUCUCUGAUCACAGGAGAGCCGAUGCCGGUGAUUAAGAAAGCAGGCAGUUGUGUGAUCGCAGGCUCGAUUAAUGCUCAUGGAGCUCUGCUGGUGGAAGCCACACAUGUAGGAUCAGAGACCACACUUAGCCAAAUCGUCAAACUAGUGGAAGAGGCCCAGACGUCAAAGGCACCCAUUCAACAGUUAGCAGACAAAUUGAGUGGCUACUUCGUUCCCUUCAUAGUGGUGAUCUCUAUCCUAACAGUGACAGCAUGGCUCAUCAUUGGCUUUCUGGACUUUGACGUUGUGGCAAAGAAUUUCCCUGGUUACAACCAAAACAUCUCGCGAACAGAGGUGAUCGUGCGCUUUGCCUUCCAGGCCUCCAUCACUGUUUUGUCCAUCGCCUGCCCCUGUUCUCUGGGUCUGGCCACCCCGACUGCUGUGAUGGUGGGCACAGGGGUGGGCGCACAGAACGGCAUCCUCAUAAAGGGAGGAGAACCGCUGGAAAUGGCCCACAAGGUUGGCGCUGUAAUGUUUGAUAAGACAGGCACCAUUACUAAUGGUGUGCCGCAGGUGACCCGUGUGCUGGUGUUGUGGGACCGAGCGAGGCUUCCUCUGCGGACGGUCCUGGCAGUGGUGGGCACGGCUGAGGCCAGCAGUGAGCACCCGCUAGGCAUGGCUGUUGCAAAGUACUGCAAAGAGGAGUUGGGAGCAGAGACUCUGGGCUUCUGCCAUGACUUCCAGGCUGUUCCCGGCUGUGGAAUCAGCUGUAAAGUGUCCAGCGUUGAGGAUCUGCUGCAGAACAGCCCAAAGACACAAGAAACAAAAGCAUCCGCGGCGAAACAAACACCACUUCUCGUCACCCUCCAAGGAGUCACAACAGAUGAGAGCAGCCUUGUGGCAGACACUGAUUCAGGGUCAGACAGUCCCUCGUACUCUGUGCUGAUCGGGAACAGACAGUGGAUGAUGAGGAACGGUCUGGAGGUCACAGCCGAUGUGGAUAAUGCCAUGAGCAGCCAUGAGACUAAAGGACAGACAGCCAUUCUUGUGGCCAUCGAUGGUGUGCUGUGUGCCAUGUUAGCUGUGGCAGAUACAGUGAAGGCAGAGUCGGCUCUGGCUGUUCACACUCUGAGCAGCAUGGGAAUAGAAGUCUUCAUGAUCACAGGAGACAACAGACGCACUGCCCGCGCCAUCGCCACACAGGUGGGCAUCAGGAAGGUGUUUGCUGAAGUCUUACCCUCUCAUAAAGUGGCGAAGGUUCAUGAGUUGCAGGAAAGAGGUCUGAAAGUCGCAAUGGUGGGUGAUGGGGUCAAUGACUCGCCCGCUCUUGCCCAUGCUGAUCUGGGCAUCGCCAUAGGAACUGGCACAGAUGUUGCCAUCGAGGCAGCAGAUAUUGUGCUUAUACGGAAUGAUUUGCUGGAUGUGGUGGCCAGUAUUGAGCUGUCUAAAAAGACAGUCCAAAGAAUCCGGAUCAAUUUUGUGUUCGCUCUCAUUUACAACUUGCUUGGCAUCCCUUUUGCGGCAGGUGUGUUCAUGCCUCUGGGGCUGGUGCUGCAGCCGUGGAUGGGCUCUGCUGCAAUGGCAGCUUCAUCUGUUUCUGUGGUGCUGUCUUCUCUACUGCUGCGACUUUUCAAGAAGACGUCAGUAGAAGAGUACGAGUCCAGAGCUCAGAGUCAUAAGCUCAGUCUGAGCCCAUCUCAGGUCAGCACUCAUGUAGGACUGGAGAGCCGGCGCUGCAGCCCUCUUUCAGAGAGACAUAGGCGGAACCGAUCAGCCUCAGGCUCCUCCUCCCUCAAAUCAGGCUCCUCCCACCCAUCCACAAUACAACCAUACAACACCUCAGGAAGGAGCGUUGUGUAAAGCACACAGCCGUGAGAAGAUUUUAGAUAAGGUUAUGUUUUGUGUUAUAUGCAAGGGAUAUUUUUCCUUUUUGUCCUCUGCCAUAACUGAAAUAAA